UGUAAUCAGCUGAGUUUGACUUACAAAGUUCCCAUCAAAAAAGAUUAUGUUUUUUGUUAAUUAUUUCCAUGAAAUUAACACUUGGAAAUUAUAGGUCUCCUACUGAAUGAACCCUCGUGCCUUGCGCAAGCACUAACAUUGUAGACAAAAAGAAUUGUGCUUAUUUUUGAUUUUCAAAGGUCCAAAUAAUGAACCUAGAAAAGCCAUUAACCCUUGCAAAUAAUGAAAAAUUAUUUCAUUUGAAGUGACCGCUGUAUAAGCAGAUGUUCAAACACAGUGAAUGUGUAAAAAAUUGCAAGUUUUUGUCAAAUACUUUUUAUAACAUGUCAGGACAUGAUAAGUGUUUCCACUCUAGGAUAUUAAAAUCAUCCUGUAAUCUGGCGAAACACGGGCCGAUGAAAGCAACAAUUCCGUUAGCCUCUCUGAUGAAGCAGAGCAAUAGUGGUUGCGAGUCUAGCGCUAGUACGGCAACAUUUUCAUCUAUAUAUUCUUGGAGGAAUAGAAGUGACCCAUCUGGCCAAAGAAGUCCUGGAUCUUCUUCAUACAAAGAGAGAAUAAAACCAUUACAUUUAUUUGGUUCAAUACGGAGAUCAGUCUCAUUAGACACAAUAUAUCUAAAAGGAAACUGGCCUGGUCGAUCAUAUUGGUUUGCAAGAGCUCUACAAGUUGAUAAAGCCACACAGACUGAUGAAUCAGAUUGUUUAGACGUGCUUUGUAUUCCUGAUUCUGGACGAACAACAGAUCUUUGUCAAAGUACGGAAAAUACCAAAGAACUAGGUAGUAUAUAUUCUCCUGGUGAAACUAAUCUCAGUAGCUCUUCGAAAUCUUCAUCAUCAAGCUUUAUUUCACCAACAACCAUAAAACCUCUACCAAAGCCUUGUUUUCGAAGUUCUGCAGAAGAUCUCAACCGAGAAAUUGAAACAAUUGUCCAGAGAUCAGACAGAGACUAUUAUAGUACAAGACCUCUUCAUUCUGGAAUUUUUUACCAUGAGGCACCAGAUGGUCACAGAGCACCUCUAGCAGAUCUUUUGUGCAAAAAAUGGAGGUCAUGUUCGGUGAAUACACAGACUCCGGGUGGGUAUAGCAGUACUUCACAUUCGUCAGGUGAGUGAUAAAGUGGGUGGAUGAUUUAUU
Leptinotarsa decemlineata (Colorado potato beetle) is the source of this 1134-nucleotide messenger RNA. RefSeq names its product protein FAM117B. NCBI's taxonomy places the organism in Eukaryota, Metazoa, Arthropoda, Insecta, Coleoptera, Chrysomelidae. The record is from RefSeq and is a predicted model, not a curated record.